AAAAGGUGGAAGAAGUGGAGGAAACACGCACAGAAAGUGUCGCUCUUUGCAACACUGACGCGCAAACUCGAGCACGAAGCCGCGUAAAAGUCGAGGAGGAAGAAAAAGGAGGAAGAGGAGGAUGGAACCGUCCGGGAUGGGGCUCGUACCGGACUCCCGCUUCCCUCGCGGCCCGGGAAUAACGCGCCAUUGAGAGAGCGAGAGGGAGGGAGGAGGAGGAGGGGUGGAGGUGUCGUGCAUGCGCUCUGGCUGCGCAGCGUGCACUCUCCGGGUCGGAGCUCCGUGGCGUGGCUCCGCGCUCGGCCUCCAUUUGCCACUUCGCGUUUGUGCUCGAAGGGAUCCUGCCGAGGCCGCUUCCAGCCGCGACGACCGACGACCGCGCAACAGUUUGUGGAGUUUCCACCGGAGGAAGCGCGUCUCCGUGCCGCCGCCGACCGCCUCCCUCCGGGACCACGAGGCUUCGCCGAGCAGAAAAAGGUGUCAGAUGCAGUGUGACGAUGUCUGACUCUGAACUCGCCUCCAUGGAGGGCAGUCUGGUGACGGAGGAUGAAUUGGGGAGUUUUUCCAUCCCGUCUUCAGCUCCGUCCUUUCCAGCCACUGUUAGACCUAAUUUCAGCAGUGAUGCAGAGAUUGAGAGUAAAGCUGUUUCCGUGGCGAGUAAUGACUGCAGCUCUGCUCUGUCCUCACCUACUGAAGCCAGUCCGGCCAAACCCGCUGCGACAUCCACCUCAGAAUCCAGCCCAGCUACCUCAUGUAUCGCCUCGGCGUCCGACUCGCUGACCUGCUCUGGGACGAGUCUCGCGUCGGAAUCGUGGGUUUCUUCGGUGCCGUCCACCACGUUCGGCACGGCGGACCUGGAGAACGAUCUACCUGCCGUGCUCACCUUUAAAGGCAUCAGCGUCACGUUGGAGAACAACAGCGUGUGGAAGCAGUUCUACGGCUGCGGAACCGAGAUGAUUCUCACCAAACCGGGCCGCCGCAUGUUCCCGUACUGCCGUUACCGCCUGGCUGGGUUGGAUCCAGAUCAGCAGUACAAUCUGGUGCUUUCUAUAGUCCCGUCUGGUCAGUACAGGUACCGAUGGAGCACCUCCAAAUGGGAGAUCCACGGACCGCCGGAACAUCAGGGUCAGGGUCUGAUCCGAGCCUUUUCCCACCACUACUCACCAUGUCGAGGUUCCGAGUGGAUGAGCAGUUUGGUGUCGUUCUACAAGCUCAAACUAACCAAUAACUCCCAGGACCAGGACGGACAUAUAAUCCUGCACUCCAUGCACCGCUACAUCCCCAGGCUACACGUGAUCCCGGUGCUGGAUGGGAACCAGCCCACAGCAGAUAAGCCGGUGGUAAUGGGACCAGAAAGCAUAACGUUUACGUUCCCGCAGACCGAGUUCAUGGCCGUGACCACUUACCAGAACUUUAGGAUCACGCAGCUGAAGAUUAAUCACAACCCGUUCGCGAAGGGCUUCAGGGAGGACGGACACAACCCUCGUCUGCAACGGGUCAGCACCGAGGCCCAACCGGUGGUGAAGACGGAACCUCAGGAGUCAGAUUUAAAACCUGCUGCGGAACCCAAAGAGGACCAACAGGAGGCCGUGGAUCUGAGCACAAAGAAUCCCAGCGUCUCUGCUUCUCCGUCGAAUGCACCAGAGACCACGACCAGACUGGUGCUGAAGCCCAUCAUGUCCAACGCUGCUGGCAGAGACGAACCAUUUGUCCCCUGCAUCCGAGGCCACCAUGCCCUCGGUGAGCUCGUCCUCGUCCAGAAACGAGAGGAACCCAAAGAAGAACCCGUCGCCACCAGCGUCACCCCUGAGGCCCAGCGUGGCUUAACAAUCUGGACGCUGCCCAAAGCGAGGCUCUCCACUCCGGCCUUCUCCACGUCCACCCCAGGUUCAUCACCUGGGUACCGCAAGAGGAGGAAGAGGAUCAACAGACGCUGGGCGAAUCCCCGGGGAAGAGAGUGGAAGGCAGCGGCUGCCUCCCCCACAGUAGCCCACAGCCCAUCAUCGACAGUCGCUAUGCAACCGGAGCUGGAUGAUGUAGAAGGCCUGCUGUUUGUGUCAUUUACCUCGAAGGAAGCUCUUGAGGGUCACGUCAGGGACAAGUCGACCUCAUCGCCAGCAUCUCCAGUUUCCUUAACAACGCCAAAGGAGUCGAAGCAGACGAGUGAGAAAUUGGAGGUGGAGGUGGAGGUGGAGGUGAGUCCAGAGACCGAUGAGGAGAAAAUCGCUCGAUUGGAAGCCAUUCUGCUGAACGACCUGCGACUCCUCAAACACCGACAGGUCAUCCAUCCUGUGCUGCAGGAGGUUGGCCUGAAGUUGAGCUCCCUCGACCCUUCAAAGUCCAUCGACCUGCAGUAUUUAGGGGUUCUUCUUCCGCUGCCGUUUCCAAGCCUACCAGAACAAAACAACACCGCUGCUCCGUCUCCUGGAGAUGAAGGAUUAACCUUCAUCUCCCGAACAGGAAAGACGAGCGACGUGACAAAAAUAAAAGGAUGGAAGAACAAAUUCAUAAGAAGCAAAGAGACGUCUCCCUCUAACAGUGAAGCAUUACAAAAGAACUUGUCCGCCUUCUGCAGCAACAUGUUGGACGAGUACUUGGAAAACGAAGCUCAGCAGAUCAGCGAGCGAGCCGCCGCCUUCUCCACCGACCCGGAGGGCUCGGUGGCCUAUCAGCUGCCGGCUAAAAGCUCCAGCUAUGUCAAGACUCUGGACAGCGUCCUCAAGCAGCAAAACGCUGCCUCCAGACUCCCAGUGAGGGCCAUCAGACCUUGUCCUCUGUCCCAUAAACCCCUCCUGUACUCUGCCCUGACGUCACCUCCUCCUCUUCUGACAAGUCCUGAAACCCCCAAAGAAGCAGAAGCCGAGUCCCAACCUCAGACCGCUUCAUCAGACACUCAGCCAGCUGCUGCUUCUGGAUCCAGCUGCACUGCCGAGGUCUCACAGGGAUCACCUGUUCUCUCCUCGAGGUACGUCCAGAAACCAGCGAUGAGCUUCGGUGUGAGCCACAGUACGAACCACAAAUCUUCAGGCCUCACCAAGUGCCAGCUCAAACUGCUGAAGAUGGAGAUGAGGGCGAUGAAAGAGGGCGUUGGCAGAACACAGCUGACUGCAGAUAGGCUGUCUAUGGCUCUGUCUGUCAUGCUGACUAAACAGAUGACGACCUGUCAGGUCUUGAAAGUCGUCCCUUUUCCAAAUACUAAACCUGCUGGACCUGAGUGUGGUCAGGCGUUCUGCAGACUUGGUUGUGUGUGUUCCAGUCUACGACAUCCAUUCAGAGGUCCGCUGCACUGCAGACGGCCUGAAUGCAUGUUUGACUGCGUCUGCUUCAAACACCAGAUUACUAAGCAGGCGACGGGGAGUGAACCACAAACCAACCUUGUUAACUCUACGACUAACAUGGAGCAUGUGGUCCGGGUUCACACAGGUUCCCAGGUCAGAAAACUGUGGAACCGCAAAGUUCACAGUGAGGAUCCAGAGCCGCUUUACUCUCCUACGAGUUCUCCGCUCUGUGCGGCCCAAAUGAAGGUCCCAAAACGCAUCGUUCCAGCUCGACCAGCACCACCAAUAAGUGAGGAGGAGAAGGAUCCAGUGUAUAAAUAUCUGGAGAGCAUGAUGACGUGUGCACGUGUCCGAGCGUUCAACAGCAAACCUCCUCCUGAAGUCAGCCUCGAGCUGAAGAUCCCUGCUGAUGUUACAACUACUAUUACUACUAUUACUACUGCUGCUACUGCUGGUUCUGCUGCUACCGGUGCUGCACCACCAAAUACUGCAGCCGAACCGCAGAAUAGUGCUGACAACCCGCAGAAAAGCAGCCUAACGAGUGUCAAAAAAGCAGGAACCCCAGCUGAAAAAACAUCUCAGGAAACAUCCAACACAUCCGGUGAAUCGGAAGCAAAGAAGCAGAUCCAGAUCCAGUCAGCGUGUCAGUGGAAGAAGGACCGAACGAUGGUGCUGGAGGCCUUAUGUGAACGCAUGAAUCAGAACCAACUCUCUCAGCGGUUCUACAUCGGACCGUACUGCAUCAGUCCAGUCGCCAAGAUCUUCAUGAAGAAGCCCAGCGGCUCCAUCGUCACCUACAGGGUGCUCAUCAGUAAACCGUCCAAGGCCAGUGAUUACGAUGAGGAUGAACUUGAUGACAGCGAUCAAAGCUCUGAUGAGGACAUGGAUCCAGAGGAGGAAGAUGAACAAAUAGACGAACCAAGAAUCCGGUUUGGAGUCACACCUUUCCUGAGUGGAGUGAUUCCAGCUGGCAGACUGAGAGCGAGAAGGAAACCUGCUGGGUGUCAAGCACAAGGACUCAUACAGGUUAAUGGUAAAUCCUACAAUCACGCCAGACUGUUGCUUGGAAACAUGGGAUCUCUGCAUCCAGCCAACCGCCUUGCAGCUUACGUCACAGGCCGACUACAUACUUCAGGUGACUCUUCUCAUAAAAACUCUCAGAAACCGAACUCUUCGCAAAGAAACGACCUCCCUGGAGCUCCUCACGUGAAAGCUGCAGGUUCAAUUGUCCCUCCACGUAUCACUGCCAGGAAAACUACAGAUCUGAAGAUAACAGUACAACCUCCAGUUCAGUCACUCCAGCAAGACUUUUGGAAGAAGGCAUCUGUCAGUUUGCUGCCACCUUCACAGAACUCCUGCAGCAUCAAACCGGUCCAGUCGUUUGUCCCCAGCUCCACGUCUUCACCCGUCUUCCUCACCGUCUCCCCAGCGCUGAAGAGCCCCAGUUUCCUGGGUCAGAGUGGGACUUACUCAUUCAGGAUCUGCCCUCCGUCCAACCAGGGCAGUGGAGGCCAGACGCUUCCCGGAGUUAUCCUGCCCGGAGGCUUCACCCUCAUCCAGCUCCCGAAGCCCGGAGCUGGCGGAGCUGAUUCACAACAGUCCGAACCCCAAAGCGCAACAAACACGGCGAACGCUGGCGACGUCCCGCCACAGAAAGAGGGCGCCGUUAAUUUUAGUCGCCUGGCAGCCGAGCUAAUCGGUUUGGACACCCGGGAGAAAGUGAGGAGGCUACUGAGCAGCAAAACAGUGGAGUCUGGAUCCUCUGAGCCGGUCUGUGAGGAGAAGAAGGCGUCGGAUGAGAGCGAUGAAGCUAACGGGAGGAAGGCGAUUAAACAGGAGGAGUCCAGCAUAGAUAUCGUUUCAGAAGACUUCAGCUCCGACUCCUCAGACUGCAGUGGAGACGAAGACGAUAGACUCGUGGAUAUUGAGACUGUGGAUGAAAGAGCAGCAACAAACAUCGCUAAAAUGAGGGCGUCUUUACAGGAGUCACGAGAUUCCAGUGAUGGUUUUGGAUCAGUGAGAGAGGUUACCGUCCAGGAUGAACAUGAAGACUCUAUAAACAGAAGGAAACGCAAGCACCACUCAGUGCUCGAAAAGCAAAGACGCUCAGAACUGCGAUUCCUGUACGACAAGCUCCAGAUCAUCCUUCAGAGUGACCCCUGCGCCCCCAGACUUCAGCUUCUCUCUCUGGCCAAUAAAGAAAUCCAACUUCUGGUUAAGACUUCCAAAUGUCUGGAGGAGAGGAAGGAGAUGCUGACUAAGAUGCAGACUGACUAUAUCAAGAUGCUUUCAACCUUAACUGGGAAGUCAGAGUCUCAGAUUAAAGACAAGCUGAAGCGCAUCUGCGAGAGACAGAAAAGGAGAGAGAAGUCGAUGAAACUGAAGCCUUUCUUUUCCCAGCUGCUACAGUCCAGAGCUGCUUAUCUGCAGGCCAAUCCUCCACCGCUUCAUCUCCCUACCACACCCCUGAUACUGCCCAACAACAUGCCUUCACUUCAGGCCAACCAACUCCAAGCGAUACUAACACCACCCAACAGGCCCAUGUCAUCAGUCGACCACACCGGGCCCAUGUCAUCAGUCGACUACACCAGGCCCAUGUCAUCAGUCGACCACAACGUCCAGCAGAUGCUAGCCCUGCUUCAGCCCAUCCAACCAAAACCUCAAGCAAGACCCUUCCUAAGACCCAGGCCACAUUUUACCCCUUCAGCAGCACCGUCUCCAGCCCAGUCUGAGGUUAAAACCCCUCAAAAAGGUGGACCUGUGGCCUCAACACAAAUCAGUCAACAUCGGAUACCAUUAGAAAGCAAACAGAAGGGAAAAAAGGGUCCAGACAAAGUCACAGAGCCUCCAACAAAACCUCAAGCUGAACCUCAAUCAGGGCCUAAAGCUGCCUCAGUUAACGCUACACCUCUGGUCCCUGUAGCCCAGCAUGGAUCCUCAGCACCUUUAGGCAUCAACUCCAAAGUUCAGCUUCCACAACCUCUUCCUCUGUUUUGCACCAAGGACGGCAGAAUCAUCCUCCCUUCAUCUCUGAAACCACUUGGUAACGGCUUUUACACACUCAUGGUCAUGACGGCCAAGCAAGACGGAGAUGCUGGUACCGUUAACUCUCCAGCUGUAAUUCAGCCCCCUGACGUGAAUUCAUCCAAGAAUCAAGAGAAAACAAGUUCUACGUCUGACAAACCUCCAGAUUCAGAAACCAGCCGCGUGUCAGAGGACAAGACUGCAUCUUCAGAUCCAAAGUGUUCAGUUGCUCCAAAGAGUUCCCUCGUAGCAGCCCACCCUCUGGCUAAGCUUGCCAACCUCAGCAAAUCGAUUUUUGUGCCUUUGGUGGAUCUAAAAGUUGCGGCGAAACGCCGAGAAGCAGCCGCCCGCCUGAGCUCUUAUCAAGUGAAUCAGGUUUCUUCUCCGGCCGAGUCCAAGCCUGAUCCGAGCGCCAAUGUGGUCCGUCACAGAGGAAGGCCUCGAAAGACCCGUCUUAACCCCGGUGAUGACUCCGAAACGAGCUCUGUGGUGGAGAAGGCCAAGGACAGUGUCGACGAAGAAAAAAUAUCUAUGCAGGUUGAGGAGAAACAAAGUGAAGAGUUGAAGAAGAAAGCAGAGGCGGUGGUCGGGGAAGCAGUGGAGCUGGUCAAACGAGGCAGAGGAAGGCCUCCAAAAAAUAAGCCGGCACAGCUGCAGAGUCCUAAAGCUGCAGUUAAGCGAGCAGCAAGUAGUUCAUCUAAAUCCAGCGAUUACAGCCCCGAGAAACGCUUUAAAAGUCUUGAUGCUAAAGCUAAGAAAAGCCCGGCUUCAACAUCACCGCCGGAAGAUGUCAACGGAUCGCGGCCGCUAACACGAGGCGCUUUAGGGAAAGACUUCCCCAGCGCAAAGAAACGCUCCUGGAUAGACAUCGAGAAGGAACUGGACCCUGACAUCGAAUCUGAAUAGUCCUCCGUCGCUUCAAACACCAGUGACCUCAGUUAGUCUCACACUGAAAGCUCACAGCUCUCUGAGGCUUGAGCAUCAGCCUUGAAGGCUUCACCAAACGUGCCUGUCUGAACACGCCAAAGCAGCAGCGGCGCCGUUAAGCUCUUCUCUGAAUAUGUCAGCACAAAACUCAGUGGAAUUCUUUCAUACUGCAGAGAACGGCUGGUGGAAAGAAUAUGAAAUAGCAUUAAGUGACCUGCUGAAUGUAUGAGAAUAAAAUCAGUUCAGUUUUUUCCUACAAUCUUCUAUAAACAUUCAAAAUACAUUUUACUUUCAGUCAUUUGUCACUGAUCUGUCUUAUGCAAACUAAACCUGUACAGAUCCGAUAUGUGAAGCCUUAACAAUGUAAUUUAAAUGUCAGAGAACACACUGCUUUAACUCUGUAAAAUGUAUUAACACGUGUCUUUUUAUUGAGAGCCGUACUAUCUUUUGGAGUUUUUGGUUUUGUUACUAACUCAGUGGAGAUCAUUUGUAGUUGCACUUUAAAGUUUUGGUAGAAACCACCCAUGUUAGCCUUUAUAGUAUAAAUACAUUAUUGAUUGAGUUUUUUAGUUGAUUAAUAGUAAUAUGCAUAUAAACCUGAUGUGUCACAAGCAAUCAAGAUUAAAAACUGUUUGCCAUAUAUUAUAUGUCUGAAAAUAACCCCUGUGAAUAUUGUGUUGUUUUUUUAUUGCAUUACAUUUUCUUGAUGGAUGACUUUGGAACACUGGUUUCUUGUUAUGUCAGUCAAAUCAACUAGAGAUCUUUUGACCUUUGAAAUUAAUAAAAACUACAUUUAUUAUUGCACCCAG
This is a messenger RNA of Amphiprion ocellaris (clown anemonefish), 8038 nucleotides long. It is a transcript of the gene magl, whose product is annotated as MAX dimerization protein MGA-like. Gene Ontology annotation, biological process: regulation of transcription by RNA polymerase II; positive regulation of DNA-templated transcription; cell fate specification. Gene Ontology annotation, molecular function: protein dimerization activity; DNA-binding transcription factor activity, RNA polymerase II-specific; RNA polymerase II cis-regulatory region sequence-specific DNA binding. NCBI's taxonomy places the organism in Eukaryota, Metazoa, Chordata, Actinopteri, Pomacentridae. The record is from RefSeq and is a predicted model, not a curated record. Gene Ontology annotation, cellular component: nucleus. The coding region runs from base 498 to 7208 and encodes 2236 amino acids. The transcript has 22 exons.